Molecule: messenger RNA, 5861 nt
Organism: Penaeus vannamei (Pacific white shrimp)
Lineage: Eukaryota; Metazoa; Arthropoda; Malacostraca; Decapoda; Penaeidae
Product: zinc finger protein 391
Biological process (GO): regulation of transcription by RNA polymerase II
Molecular function (GO): RNA polymerase II cis-regulatory region sequence-specific DNA binding; DNA-binding transcription factor activity, RNA polymerase II-specific
Source: RefSeq, a predicted model, not a curated record
GGACAGUGAUUUCAGUAUUAUGUCCCUUGUAUCUCACAAUCCAAAUAGUCAAAUGACUGAACCCCAGGUGUUUAAGGCCUACCCAAUGGCAGCCCCUCUGGCACAAGUUUCAAAUCGGGCUCCAAUGCCACCCAAGCCUCAGAUACCCACGAAACCCCAAGAGCAAGGACAAGGAAAGCGUCACGUUUGUGAGAUCUGCACAAAAUCCUUUUCCCGAUCUGAUAAGCUAACAUUACAUAGACGCACCCAUACUGGAGAAAAGCCAUAUGCCUGCUUUUGUGGGAAAAGAUUUGCAAGAAGUGAUCAUUUAAAAAUACAUGCCCUUAAGCAUAAAAUUAACCCAGAAGUUCGGCGUGCAAUGUUGCUUGAAGCAAAAAAUAACAAGCACUUUAGUCCAAUUAAAAAUUUAGAAGAUUUUGACAUAAAAAAGGAGACAGUAGAAGCAUCUCUGCAGGUGAAAACUGAAGUAAAUUUGGCCAUUAAACAAGAAAUUGGGGAAGGAACAGACCAGGUUAAUAUACCUGUAUAUGAUGACCCUAAUAAACAGGAGUGUAAUGUUUGCCAAAAAGUUUUUGGAUCCAUUUACAAACUUUCUCGACAUCUGCGAACACACACAGGAGAGAAGCCAUAUGUCUGUUUUUGUGGCGACAGAUUUAGUCGCUCAGAUGUCCUUCGCAUUCAUCAAAAAUCUAAACAUAUUCCUUAUAGUACAGAGGGCUAUGAUCAGCAUACAGGUCAAGCACUGCCCCAAGUGGCACCAAUAACACCAAAGCCCAAGGUUAAGAAGGCCCCAAAGGUUAUGAAGUCUGAUGGAAUAUAUACAUGUGAAUAUUGUGCUAAGGAGUUUAAAGCUGGAUAUAAGCUCACAGUCCACUUAAGAUAUCAUACAGGAGAAAAGCCUUAUGUGUGUGACUUCUGUGGGAAAGCUUUUGCACGCAGAGACCAUAUGAAAAAACACAGAAAAAUUCAUACAAAGUGAAAUAGCUGGGAAAGAUUAUUCAGAAUUCUUUGGAAUCCAUCAGAAGAACAUGAUACUGAUCUUUUGGCAAAAUUGAAAGUCCAGAUAGCAUAAUCAGAGAUAUUUUUAUAGCUGACUGAUAUACUAUACAAACCAAUUUCAAGUAGAAUAACUUACUAUCUUCUGCAUUAUCAGAUUGUUUUACUUACUGAUAAGUGGCAACGGUAUGAAGACAUGAAUGUAAUCUAAUGAUUUUUAUGAAGGAAUGUAAGUUAAUAAUUACAUGCGCAAUUAUUUAUAGAGUUCAAUCCUGGUGGUAAUUAAAACAGGGUUACAGGUUAACUAUUUAAGCCUAAAUUAAAUCUUUUAAACAUGGGAUGGAGCAACAUUUUUGUAAGCAUAAUCUUACCAAUAUCAAUUGAAUGACUUUUUAUUCUAAGAUUUCAAAUAAUGGCAUAGGUGUCAUACAGUGUAGUUCACAUUUAUGUAUUUCAGGCCAUUUUCAUAACCACUUUUUAACUUUUCAUGUACAUCUUUUGUAAUCAUGACUAUGAACUGGAACUUAUAAAAUGUAAAUUCCUUAUUUUUUGUACUUUUUUUUAAUGUAAAUGUUGUGAAUGAUUUUCUAAGUACUACUGUUAAAGUAUAUACCUGUUUUGGUACAAAUAACAAGAAAUACAGGAGUUUUGUAUUCAAAUUGUAAUAUAUUUUACUCAUUUAUAAACUGAUGUAAGUCUGCCCAGUUUUCUUCCCAGUGAAAGAAUUAAUAAAUAGUGUUAAGUUGAUGAACCCUAUUAGUGUAUUUGGUUCUUUAUUACUAUUGCUUUAAGUUUUUAUCUGAAAUUAUGUGAAACAUCCUAUUAUACAGGGUGGUUCAAAAGAAAUGUUACCCAGAUUACAUGAUAUAUUUGUUACACAUAUAUAGGAUGUGCUUAUGCAUGACAUACAGUAGUUAUUUACUGUGUCAAACAAAAAUGGUAAAAUAGAUUCAAAGCAUAUUUUUGAAGUACAAAGUAUUUCAAAGCACAUUUUACCAUGUUAGCAGACUUUGUGUCUGGUUGCUAAAGGAAUAUUUACAAUUUCAAUUUCACUGUUUGCCUUCCAUUCUUCAGUGUGUAUGGGUUUGUCUGAAUGACCAUUCCUUCCGGGUGCCCCAUACAAAGUAAUGAAAUGAAGAUCUGACACUCGUAUAGAGUUUUUAGAAACAAGUCUACUAUCAAAAAAUCCAGCAGGAAGAUCAUAGUUUCCUUUGAUGUGUAACAUGGUGCCACUCAUAAGGACAUUCUUUGUAAGAAGUGCAAUGAACUAUGUGAUUAUAUACUGGUAUAUAUGACCAUUCACUGUUGUCUCAAAGCAAAUAGGCUCACUGUAUACCUUCCUUACAACAAACCUUACUCUCAUUUCUGGGUGAUUCAGGGUUUUUCCAUACAAUGGAUUUUCACUGCACCUCAUAUUACUGACAAGAUAUUUGCUUAGGUAGAACCAUGCUUUUUUGUUAAUUAUGCUGACUACUACUCCUCAAAGUGUUCUGGAACACCAUGCAAUACUGGAAACACUACAUGUCUAAUUGUUUUGCAUGUUGAACCACCUAAACCCCACACGAUUUCUCAGCAGUUUUAUGUGCAUUAGAAUAAGACAUUUAUGUUAUGUUGGAAGCUAACAAAGACCUCUGUUUUUUCUCCUUAUAACUGUAACCUAACAUCUUCAGCCUUUUCAUUAGGCAACACAUGGUCAUCCACUUUCUUUUCUGUGAUGUACAAAUUCAAUUCAUAAUGGGCCACUGGGGAAGAUGAGGUCAUCCUUGAAAUUAUAUUUUCACUUGUAUGUAAUAUCAUUUUGCAAAGUAUCAUUUAGGAAUACAGACACUGCACUUGGGGAAAACAUGAAGUAGUAGUUACUCCUUUUAUUGCACAGGAGGAAUGCUAAGGCAUCAUCAACACAUCAGUGGUAGCAUGUGCAAAGAAAAUAAAAUUGCAGAUUAUUUUCCAUUACUUCAAAAUGGGUAAUGUUUUCUUUUUUUGAAUCACUUGCAGUUUCAUAGUCAUUUAGAAAUGAGUAAUUUCAAAUUCAGUCAGUGAAAUCCUAUUUUUUUAUAUAUUUUUGUUUUUUUAUCAUUAUUUAGUUAUUUUUGUUAUUUUAGUAAUAUGUGAUAAAGAUUGGAUCCAAUGGAAAAUAGUGAUAAAUAUAUAUGAACAAGUUUUUUCUUAUGAAUGGUAUAUGUAUCUUAGAGAUUUGUUUAUUUAGGCAGUCAUCUAGCCAUUUUUGAAAUCAUGUCUCCCAGUCAUCUGAAACUAUAGGUGAAGUUCACUUCAAGUUUUGCUUCAGUUAUUCAGCUAUUACUAACCACCACUAACCUAAGCUUACUUUGGAGGAAUGUUAUUGUAUCCUUCAGAAUGACCCUUAGUGACCAUAGUAAUGAUUUUCCUGAUGAGGAGGGUUCACCACAGAGCAGCAUAGGAAUCAGUGUAUACAGGUCAUUGAAACCUAUUUUUAAGGGAUUAUAUCCUUUGAUAUUCUUGAGUUCUAAGAUUCUUUAAUUUAUAUUUGCCAUGAAAUGGAUGGACAUUACAGUGAGGAAACAUUUGGAAUGAAUUUAUCUAUCUUCAGAGAGAAGGAAAAGUAUUUGGUAACGUCUUUAUUUUUCAGUAUAGUAGAAAUGUUAAUGAAUGGACUUUGAUGAAUAUAGGGAAACAUGAGAAGAAAAUGUAUAUUCAUAUUUUAAUCUAUGUGCAUAUAUAUAUUUUUUACUCUGAAAGUCCAGCAGUAAAGUAUGAUAAAAAUUAUUCUUUAUAAAAUACAGUUUCUACAUACAGCUAUCACACAACAAAACAUAUAAGUAUAAGAGCUGACAGAUUGUAAUAGAGUAUAAUUACUUAAUUUUGUUGCCUUUUAUGGGUCUAAAUAUAUAAAUGAAUGAUAUAGUUAAUGUUCCCAUUUGUGCCAUCUAUGCAGUGUUGAUCACUCCUGAAGGGAGAAUGUUUGAUUUUUUUCUUUUGAAAUAAAGAGAGAAAACUCUAAUAAACUGGUCAUUAUGGUAUGGAAUCUCCUCCUAGGAAAAAUAGAAUCAUAUAAUUUUAUUCCUAAAUGAUUUUUAAAAACUUCAUUAUAGAAAAAAAUAUUUAAUUGUUUAUACAUUAAACAUGUUUAGAUUUUAGUUCAAUAAGUUUGCAAGGGUCCAAUUAUUGUAUAUAAUAAACUAUUACAUUUCCUUGCAAAGCUUAUCAAAAGGUGGUUCUGAUUUUAAAGAGAGCUUCCGUACUACAAACCUAAUGAAAUGAAAGUAGAUAUUUUGAUUGGUAAUUUAUUUAAAAUCAAGUGAAAAUUGUGGAAUAUAUACAUGUGUACUGAUACUAUUUCGUAUCUACAGUGAAUUGCACUAAUGUCAGUUUGAUAAGCUUACUUUUGUAUAAUUUGAUGAAAAAAAUUGUACAGUAUAAACUGAUGAUAACUGACUUUCAAUAUAUUAUAUGUAUUACCAUUUAUUAAGGAGUGCUAUACAUAUGGGUAGGUAAUAACAGAAAAAAAUUAUACCUUGUAGGUGCAAAGAUGACAAAUAAUGUUGAACCCAGUGUAUUGGGCAUAUUGUCCCUGUUAUUAUAAGAAUUGGUAUGACCUGCUGUUGUAGCAGAGUAAUGCCAGUAUUUGUUAACUGUUUCCAUCAAUAGUAAAAUGAUGAAAAGCUCAGACAUUUGCUGUUGACCCAGUGAGCAAUAGCUAGUCAUAAGAAUACUCUUUCAAUAUAUACUCUAGUCAUAGAUGUACUCUAUUUGUAGUUACAGGUAAAGACAAGUACCUUGCCUGGUUUUGCCCAUUUUUAUUUUUAUUUUUUAAAUUUAAAUUUCAAUAUUGGUAAUUUUGUAAUGUAUACUCUGACAGUACAUGCUGAUAACUGGAUUUCCAUUGAAUAAAAGUUGGGAAAACUUGCAAGGUAUUAUUGCAUGGUUGAUAUACAUGUAGAUAAUUUACCAAUGAAAUGGUAUAAUUGAUAUACUCAGCAUUCCAGAGUUGCGUGGUACAAAACCAAAAGCAAUGCAUAUUUUUUUGUUUUCCUGGGUCUAGGGAUUAUGGAUAUUGUCUUCAUUCUCUUGACAAUAUGGCAGUUCAAAUUAUCAAACAAAGAAAAAAAUGGAAUGGUUAAUAAUCCCAUGAUCUUUAGUCAUUGAUCAAUAUUGAAUUGUGCUUAGUAAGUUCUUGAUGCUGAGAUACACAGUAAUAGUUAUGCAUACAAUCAGAAAUAUGUACAUAAACAUUAAUGUUUUUUAUUACAGAUGUUGAUAUUGCUUAACAGUGGAUACCUUGGUGGCUUCCAUGAGAGUAAAGUAUAGUGCCACAUCUUGUCUUGGGAGCCUGACUGUAAGAUAUACAAAUGCUAAGUUUGCAUUAAGUUAUGAUAAAGGCAGUUGAAUUUAUCUUGACAAGAGGAUAAUUUGUAUAAUUAUAAAUAUACUGUAUUUUCUCUCAAGGAAUCCUAUUGUAAUGCAAUGCAUUUUUUUACUGUAUUUAGACAAUCUAGUAAAAAGAUUGGUUAAUACAAUGUUUAUUGUAGUUUUAAAAAUAGGUUGUAAGGUUUGUAAGGAUACUGAUUUCCACUUUAUGUAGAAUUUUUGUAUAUAGUGUUAAAGCAUUGACAAUUGCUUUGCAAUUCUGUUAAAAGACAGUUCUAAAAGAUUUUGGUGCAAAAAUAAUUACUGCGAGGGUUGGUUUACAUAUCAAUUUACUUUUUUUUUUUUUUAAUAUAGAUCUGUACUGUUUCUUUACUAUCAGUACUUACAACCUGUAAGCUUCAUGCAGUUUCAUGAUUUAGUGAUUAUGCAGCUUGUAAUUUUAGGCCUAUGUGUAGAGAUUCCUGUAAUAAGUUUGAUAUUUGUAUAGAAUGACAUUAAAUAAAAUGUUUUCUUUUCCA